UUUAGCCCUCCCCUGUGAUUACGGAAGUAUCCCGCUCCUGCCCUACAUAACUUUGUGUCUUCAGUGCGGAGGGGACACCUGCUGUCACCAGGAUGGCUGAGAAGGCAAGUGGUUUUCCACUCUGAGACCACUCGAUCAAAGUCCGCUUUCCUGGGUUUUCCUCUCAGAACAAAGGGUUUGAGUUUCAAAAAAAAUUAAGACAAACACUGUCUUUGUCUAUUCGCUUUGAGAAGUAAUUUGCCAGAGUGGCUGCUCUGUCCCUACAAGAGUACCAUGGCCAAGCGAGUGGCAGUGAUUGGAGCCGGUGUGAGUGGCCUGUCCUCCAUCAAGUGCUGCUUGGAUGAGGACCUGGAGCCCACCUGCUUUGAGAGAACUAACGACAUCGGGGGACUCUGGAAGUUCACUGAAACUUCUAAAGAUGGGAUGACCAGGGUCUACAGGUCAUUAGUGACAAAUGUCUGCAAAGAAAUGUCAUGUUACAGCAACUUCCCCUUCCAAGAAGAUUAUCCCAAUUUCAUGAACCAAGGAAAAUUUUGGGCCUAUCUCCAAGAAUUUGCUGAGCACUUUGACCUUCUGAGAUACAUUCGGUUUAGGACCACAGUGCGCAGUGUAACAAAGCGUCCAGACUUCUCCGAAACUGGCCAGUGGGAUGUUGUCACAGAGACAGAGGGGAAGCAGGAACGAGCUGUCUUUGAUGCUGUCAUGGUUUGCACCGGACAUUACCCGAAUCCCCGUUUACCCUUGGAGUCCUUUCCUGGUAUUCAUAAAUUUAAAGGCCAGAUCCUGCACAGUCAGGAGUAUAAGAGCCCAGAAGGCUUUCAAGGCAAACGCGUGUUAGUGAUCGGUCUUGGGAACACUGCAGGAGACGUGGCCGUGGAGCUGAGUCGGACGGCAGCGCAGGUACUUCUCAGUACCAGGACUGGUGCCUGGGUUCUCCACCGCUCUUCAGAUGGGGGCUACCCAUUUAAUAUGGUGAUUACAAGAAGAUGCCUUAAUUUUAUCACACAAGUUCUGCCCUCGCGUGUACUAAACUGGAUUCAACAGAGGCAACUGAAUAAAAGAUUUAACCAUGAGAAUUAUGGAUUAAGUAUUACAAAGGGGAAAAUACCAAAAUUCAUUGUGAAUGACGAACUGCCGACCUGUAUCCUUUGUGGGACAGUCACCAUGAAAACCGGCGUGAAGGAGUUUACAGAAACUUCUGCUCUCUUUGAAGACGGAACCGUGGAAGAAAACAUCGAUAUUGUGAUCUUCGCGACAGGAUACACAUUUUCUUUUCCCUUUCUCGAAGAACCUCUUAAAAGCCUCAGUACAAAGAAGAUAUUCCUAUAUAAGCAGGUCUUUCCUUCAAACCUAGAGAGAGCAACGCUAGCUCUCAUUGGCUUCAUCAGCCUUAAAGGAUCCAUCUUGGCGGGCACGGAGCUCCAAGCACGCUGGGCCACGAGAGUAUUCAAAGGACUCUGUCAGAUACCUCCAGCCCAGAAGUUGAUGGCCGAGGCUACUAAAAAGGAGCAGCUCAUAGAAAGGGGUGUGAUGAAAGACACCAGUGAAGACAAACUUGAGUUCAUUCAGUACCUGGAUGACCUUGCUGCAUGCAUAGGCGCCAAGCCCAGUGUCCCUCUUCUGUUCCUCAAGGAUCCCAGACUAGCCUGGGAAGUUUUCUUUGGACCAUGCACUCCUUACCAAUACCGCCUCGUGGGCCCUGGAAAAUGGGAUGGAGCCAGAAAUGCCAUCCUGACCCAGUGGGACAGGACACUGAAACCCUUAAAAACUCGAAUUGUUCCUGAUUCCACCAAGCCUGCCUCCAUGUCACAUUAUUUAAAAGUUUGGGGGGCACCUAUCCUCCUCACCUCCCUUGUACUGAUCUGUAAACCUUCACUUUUUUUGAAACCAGCACGAGAUCAUCUACAGCACAGAAUUUCCCCUUACCUAAUACGUAUUUGGUGAGGACGAGUCUCAGUAAUCGCGGGAGUCGUGCCCAGCCGCAUUACUUCUAUCUCCAGUGCUCUGUGCCUCCUCCUCUCCUCUCUGUCUUACCUGCUAUCAUCCAAGCUCAGGUCCGGUCAUUUCUUACCUGAAUUACUGUACUGUCCUUUCUCUCUAGUCUCAGUGCCUCCUUUUCCUAUCCAUAUUCUACUCUGCUACCUAAGCAACUAUGCUAAAAUAAAAAUAGUGUCACUAUUGCCAUCAAGAUCUCGGUAGGAAUAAGACGAAACUCAAAUUAGGUAAUUUGUGGACAUUUUGACACGGAGAUUAUCACAAACGGUUUGGGCAGAGUGUAGGGAAAUCAUAGGGAUAAUAAAAUACUCCCAGCUAGUAACUGAGAUAUUUUUACCAUUCCUGGGCCUAAUGAGGCAAGAGGAGAAAACAAUUAUGAAUGAGAAAGAGAGAGAGUGGAGAGGGCCACCUCUCAAGGGUUACGAUCUUCAGCUGACAGAUGAAGGCAGUUUGUGGUGACCCCAAAAGUACAGAGCUUGGGAAUAAAUUCUCUAACUUUAUUUCCUUCUGUCCCUCUCAUCCCCUGCCCAUGCUCCCCAAUGGCCUAACCCAACCAAAAUGGAAAGGGCAAGGUUGCCAACUGUUGUAGAUUGAAUUGUCUCCCUCAAAAAGAUAACAUUCAAGUCCUAACCUGUGGUACCUUACCUUAUUCGGAAAUAGGAUCUUUGUAAAUGUCAUUAAUUUAAGAUGAGCUCAUGCUGCAGCAGGGCGAGCUAGAUCCUAUAUGACUGGUGUCUUAUAAAAGGAGAAGACGACACACAGACAGAGACGUGGUAGAAAAUGCCAAGUGAAGACAGGCAGAGGUUAGAGCGAUGCACCCGCAAGGCUCCCCCAGGCGACCGCUAGGGAAGCGGCAUGAACGGAUUCUCCCGCAGAAACUCCAAAGGGAACCAACCCUGCCGACACCUGGAUUCCAGACUUCUAGCCUCCAAAACUGGGAACGAAUAACCCACUUGGUUUGUAACACUUUCUCACGGCAAUCCUAGGGAACUGACAGACGGACCGAUGCUGUCCAUGGCGGUCAGCCUCCAACAGUGCCGACAGACAGCAGAGACCGUGGCAGGACAGACAAAAAGGAUCCGGUGCAGACACGUGGCUUUCCAGUUUAAAAUCCUUGGAAGUGUCUCCUUCAUCAGAGAUAAUGGUGCAAAUUCCUUAGCCUGGAAAAGGAACCCUUCGUGAUCUGGGCCCAUUUGCCUAAUGGCCAGAAUCCCAGCCCGCAGCUUCCCAGCCCCACUCCACCCCCUCCCCGCCAAGACCACCAGCCUCUGAACCCACCGCACCUCCUCACUUCAGUGCAAGACAUUGCCUCCGCUGGGAAUCGAACUCCCGCUGCCUUUCGAGAGAGGGCUCGAUGAUCUCCUUCGGUGAAGCCUUCCCUGGAUCCUCAGAGCAGGGCUGACGCCCACAUUGUAAGGACUUCACCCCAUGCCCUGCCUUGUCAUUGCCCUUUCCUCACUGUCGCCUACACAGCUGACCCUCGAACGUCACAGGUUUGCAGGGACUGGGUCUACUCAAGCAUGGAUUUCUUUCCUCGACAAAUACAGUAGAGCCUAUAAAUGUAUUUUCUCUUCCUUAUGACUUCCAUAGUAACACUUUCUUUCCUCUAGCUGAUUUUAUUGUAGGAAUACAGUGUAUCAUACAAACAACACACAAAACACAUGUUCAUUGACUAUGUCAGCAGCCAGGCUUCCAGCCGGCAGUAAGUUACUAGUGUAACAGUACUGUUGAGUUUGGGGGGUGGGGGUGUCAGAGGUUAUGCAGAUUUUUUGACUGUGCAGGGUGCACUGAUGAUGGGUCAACUGUAACAUUCUUUUUGAAUCUGUCUCCUAAUGGUGAAUUACCGAGAGGAACCGAAUCUGGUUCAGCUAAAACACUGCCUGACACCAAGUGCUGCCAAAUAAAGGAUUGUUGAUUCAGCAGUGGCCUCACCCACCGACACUUCUUGUCUGUCCUCUUCUACCCACAUGCUUCCUCCUGCCAACAGGAGACAUUUCCUCAGAUGACCUCAGCUGCGUAAAUGAACAAGGACAGUCCACCAACAGCAGGCAAUCCAUAUGGCAACUGGAGUAAACUACAGUAACUGGGACCCCUGGGUACUGGUUGAAAGCACUAAGUCUAGAAUUUGAUCUGGAUGAUAGACCCAGUUCUGCACGAGCGGGAAGGGCUUGGCCAAGUGACUCUCUGACCCUCAGUAUCCUCAUCCAGAAGAUGAGGAAAAAGUGCACAGCAGACAAUAUAGGGUUUUAGAUACACAGUUAUCUGACCAUUAAUAGCUGAAGAGUCUGAAGACAUUUUCAGUCUUCUGAAUUAAAGAAUUUGAAACCAACACUAGCUCUUUUCCCCUUUGCCUCAUCAGAAAACAUGGCCUGGGGUCUCCAUGAAUUCUCUGGUAGCACUUUCCAGCUGGGAUCACUCUUUUGUCCUUGUGACCCCCACCAAAUCCCUGAGGCCCACUGCCACCACCACAACUGCCACC
Messenger RNA from Mustela erminea (ermine), 4474 nucleotides. It is a transcript of the gene FMO4, whose product is annotated as flavin containing dimethylaniline monoxygenase 4. The transcript has 9 exons. NCBI's taxonomy places the organism in Eukaryota, Metazoa, Chordata, Mammalia, Carnivora, Mustelidae. The coding region runs from base 274 to 1944 and encodes 556 amino acids. Gene Ontology annotation, molecular function: N,N-dimethylaniline monooxygenase activity; flavin adenine dinucleotide binding; NADP binding. The record is from RefSeq and is a predicted model, not a curated record.